This is a messenger RNA of Fimicolochytrium jonesii, 2632 nucleotides long. RefSeq names its product Metallo-peptidase family M12-domain-containing protein. Gene Ontology annotation, biological process: proteolysis. Gene Ontology annotation, molecular function: metalloendopeptidase activity. Bases 94 to 2382 code for a protein of 762 amino acids. NCBI's taxonomy places the organism in Eukaryota, Fungi, Chytridiomycota, Chytridiomycetes, Spizellomycetales, Powellomycetaceae. The transcript has 4 exons. The record is from RefSeq and is a predicted model, not a curated record.
AAACGGGAGCGCAACAACGGCUUGCGGAACUACCUGCCAUAACGCCAAUUACUGCCCCGCGCACCGAUAGAAUUUUGAGCUAGGUUUACGAAGAUGGGGCUAUCAACAACGAUGUCAAGGGCCUUGGCCGUCUACUUUGUUGUCCUGCUGCUCAUAGUCAGCGAUGUCUGGGCCCACAGCUCUUCAGCUUCGAUACCACCCGUUCGCUUCUAUGACUUUCUAGAAAAGGUGUCCAUCAAGAAGAAAGUAUCUGGAAACCUUCAACUAAGCUUCAAGGCCAUAAAUGAGACCUUCACAUUAGAUCUAGAGCCAAAUACAGACCUCCUUCACUCCGACGCCCACGUGCAAUACGCCAGCGACGCCGAACCAAAUUUCAUCGAUCUGCAUCGGAUGGCACGACACGCCUACAAAGGAAAUGUUGUUGGGAAAACGCUGACCGGUGCGAGAAGGGAUGUAGGGUGGGCACGGAUCAUACUCGAUCCAUCUGAAGAGAUCUUUCACGGUUCGUUCGUCGCCGAUGGGCAGAUGUACCACGUCAAGGAGAUUGAGACGUACCACAAAACGAGGCGUUCGGUCGACAUCCAGGUGCCGUCUUCCUCGUCGCGGCAGGAACGACACCGUGCCGCGCGGAUGAUACUGCUACGGGAUCGGGACGAGUCAGCUACCAUCGGGCAAAUACCCGAACUGUCAACCCUAGGGAGACGGGAGGACGGCGGGUUCACAAGCGGAAUCGAAUCGUCAUGUCCGUUCAACCCAAAGGACAACCUCGGUGCCCAACGCAACAUCUCCGACCGUCUCGAACGGUCCCUUGCCGGGUCCCUAACCAAACGCGCACCAGCAGGAUGCCCGACAGCCCGCAAAGUCCUUUUCAUGGCCGUCGCCGCGGACUGCACCUACGUCCGUCUCCACAACGGCAAGGAAAACGCCCUCCAGCAGAUCCUCGAGAACUGGAACACCGCCUCGGGGGUUUACGAACGUUCCUUCAACAUCAACCUCGGUGUCAUCCAGGUCUUUUUGCAGGACGCAUGCACCCCCACCGACCCCGUCCUGAAAUGGAAUCGCGAGUGCAGCGAUAGUUACUCGAUCAACCAGCGCCUGAGCGAUUUCUCGGCCUGGAGGGGACAGAAGGAGAAGGAUGAUGCCGGGUUGUGGCAUCUCAUGACUAACUGCCCCACGGGUCCCUCCGUCGGCGUCGCAUGGCUCAAAACCCUCUGUGAAACGACAACAACGGUGCAAUCCUCGUCUGGCGGCCAACAGUCGGUAUCAGGGACAGGCGUCUCGGCCGCUGUCCAGAUCGAGUGGAAGGUCGUCGCGCAUGAGAUAGGACACAAUUUCGGCGCGUACCAUGAUUGUUCCGGCGCGACGAACCAGUGUCCAUGCACGGACCCGGAAGCGUGUGACUGCUGCCCGUGCACGGAUACGUGUAACUGUAAUGGGCAGUUUAUAAUGCACCCCACGGACUCGUCAAAGACGGAUAACUUCUCGCCGUGCAGUAUCAAUCAGAUUUGUGGCGGGUUUCCGAAAUUUGGGACAUGUCUCAAAGAACCAGGCGCUCUAAAAACAAUUGCAACCGGAAUCUGCGGCAACGGCAUCCGCGAAGGCUCGGAACAAUGCGACUGCGGCACCGCGGCCGACUGUGCCGCCGACCCCUGCUGCGACGUCGGCUGCAAGUUGAAACCCGCCGCCACCUGCUCCGACAAAAACGACGAAUGCUGCGCGUCAUGUAAACUCAAACCGUCCGGUACAACCUGCCGCGCAUCGAGUGGGGAAUGCGACAUCCCCGAAACGUGUAAUGGUGUCAACGCGACGUGUCCGACGGAUACAUUCAAACCGGAUCGGAGCAGUUGUACCACAACAACGGGGAUAAAAGCCCAAUGCGCAAACGGUCAAUGCACUUCGCGGGAUCUACAGUGUAAAUCAGAAGCAGCGGCAUCACUCACGCUCUCGGGCGCGUGCCCGGACCAACAAUCCCAGUGUCAGUUGUUCUGCCAGGCGGGAACCCAGUGCGUCGUUCUCCAAUCCUACUUUGUAGAUGGAACACCCUGCGGGCUCUCUGGGAAGGCGGUUUGCAAAAACGGCGAUUGUACGGGCGGGAAUAUCCUCGACGACGCCCUGGGCUGGAUCAAAACCAACAAAACGGUCGCGAUCCCCAUCCUCGUCAUCGCCGGUUUGCUUAUCCUCUCGAUCCUGUACUCGAUCGUACGGUGCUGUUGCUGUCCCUCGUCGAGACGGCCCCCGAAACAGGUCGUGGGGACAGGGAGACAUGUGCAUGGCCCAACGACGGGCGCGCCGAGCAAUUGGGUCGAGCCCGAGGCGUAUAAUGGACACGCGGUCUCGCCUUCGAAUUCGAGGCCGCCGGCUUAUCGGAGUAGCGGGCGGUAGCCGUCGUGUGUUUGUUGCCCAUACCUUUUUUCCCCCUCUUAUCCGCCCCACCCCCCUCCGCACACCCACCAAGUCACAUUCCCCCUUCCCCCCUCCUACGCUCGCCCCUUUCGCCUCGUUACUUUCAACGCAUUACGGCGUACGCCUACCCCCCCUCCUUCUCUUCGAGAAAUUUUGUAUAUAACGCCCCCCCUUCCCCUUUGUUCGUUUCUAGAAGGACUUGAGUGGUUUCUGACGCCUGCACCCCCAG